Messenger RNA from Xiphophorus maculatus (southern platyfish), 1754 nucleotides. RefSeq names its product endonuclease domain-containing 1 protein-like. The record is from RefSeq and is a predicted model, not a curated record. Lineage: Eukaryota; Metazoa; Chordata; Actinopteri; Cyprinodontiformes; Poeciliidae. Bases 25 to 930 code for a protein of 301 amino acids. Gene Ontology annotation, molecular function: metal ion binding; nucleic acid binding; hydrolase activity. The transcript is spliced from 2 exons.
GUCAUUGAGGAGACAGGCACAAACAUGGGGAUGUUCACUCCUUUGUUUCUUGCUCUUACAGCGUUACCUUACCUUUCUUUAGCAACUGUUGUGCAAGACUUCAAUCAUGUGGAGAGAUGCAAGGACUCGCUGUACAUGGGGACGCCGCCACGUGGGAUUGUCGAUGUCCGGCUGAAGAAGAUCUGCCAACGCUACGCAGACAAACCUCGAUAUGUGACGCUGUACGACCCUCACAAACGGAUCCCGGUUUACUCGGCUUAUACCUUCAAGAAAACAGAGGGAGACAGGCGUGUGGACUACCCUUGGAUGUACGAACCACAGCUGGCAGAAAUCGAUGGAAAUGGGAACAUGUUGCCGUUCCCCAAUGGCUACCUCCACAUGAAGUUCGAGGACAGCCAGGCAGUACUAAACGACUACUCUGACGUUGUGCUUUAUGAAAGAGGUCACUUGAACCCAGACCAGCACCAGUCCACUCCACAUGACCGCGCUGCCACCUACACACUGACUAACGUGGUCCCAGAGAUCCGGGAGUUCAACAUCGGACCGUGGCGUGAGUAUGAGGAGCGAAUCCGAGUGCGCCUCAACAACUUCUGCCGUGGCACUGCCUACAUCGUCACCGGAGUGACCACCAGGGGGAACAUGAUUCGUCGCAACAACCAGGACCGGGUGGCCAUCCCCGAAGACAUAUGGUCCGCGUACUGUUGCACCGACUACGACCGCAACUCUCCCCACGACGUGCGCAUCCUCUUCCCGUCCCAUGCGGCCUUGGCCAAGAACGCCAAAGAGGGGAACAGUGUUCAUGAGAUGACGGUGCAGGAGCUGGAGAUAUUUCUGAAAAACCACAUGGAUGUUGACCAGAACCUUCAGAUCUUCUAUGACAACUGCGUCUCUCCCUCACCUCUCCCGCUGUACCUGCAGCAUACCAUCUGAGGGAUAUCCCAUUUACCACGUGUUGAUCUGUUAGACAUGUGUAUGAUCGUGCUAGCUUCAAAAGUUUCUCCUAAUAAGAAAGGUCAAUAAUAUAUUCCAGUAAAAAAAUAGAUAAUGUUUUGAUUGUAUCAAAAUUUGAAGGUGAAUUUGUUUUGCUGUACUUUCUUGAGAUCGACAUGAUUACACUGUUGUGUGGGAGGUGACGGAAAUUAAUUUGAUAAAAAUAUCACAAUCAACAAUAAUAAACCCUUUUGGUGUUUGUGUUUCUCAAACCAAAAUAUUUGACCAAUUAGAACAUUAAACUUUCAAUAAAUCCAGAGGUGUUGUAUUUGCAGUGACAACAGAUAUGAAUUAGUGAGUUUGGGGGUAAAAUUUCAACCUUCUAACAAAGCAUGAAGAAAAUAUUCACAACCCCUUUCUGUUAAACUUUGGGAAGGAUAGGAAUAGUUUUUCUUAAUUAAACUCUUCCGGAGACUUCUAUGGAUCUAUAUUCAGUUUGAGUUUGUCACAUUGUUUCCACUACAAGCAAAAAAAUGAUUUUAUAUGUGGUAGGAAAGUCAUAAAUAUUCAAGCUUAUCAGAGGAAAUUAAAUAUACUCACAAAUACAAUCUCUCAACCUGAUUGUCAAAAAGACACAAAGAGAUAUUCUAUUUUCCAAGACACAAUGUGAGCUGUCAGACCUCUCAAAUAGAAAACCCCUUUAUGUUUGCAGCAGUAAUUUUCCACUGCUAGUUUAGUCACACUGCCAUCUAGUGUGGGAGCAACAGUAGUGAUUGUGGUGUAUGUUGAAAAUAUAUAUUUUGCCCAAUAUAUAUAGUUGAAUA